AUGCGACUGGACAAAAUGCUGCCGAUUUUGAGGAUUAGAGGUUCAUCGCUUUUACCUCUUCCGCAAAUAGAACAUACCAGAAGGAGAAAAGCAAGUUGUUGUUGUAGUAGUUCAACAAGGACUACAUCGUGCUCAAGAACAUCAACAAGAACCUGCUCAAGAACAGUGUCGACCUUCAACUUCCUUUGCCACGCUUUCUAUUUACUGGGAGUACAUUUUCCUGGUGGGAAGAUUUUCGUACUACAACAUCUUGUUGCGGUAGAAGUGAGAGCGAGAAAGCCAGAUCGCAAAUCUAGGCUCCUCAAUCGCGAAGACAAUCCUGAAAAAAUCCUCCACAAGAUAGUUGGUGUGGAUGGGGAUCCGAACCUACUAACAGCAUCAUCAGUCGCUGUAGAUGGCGAUAUCAAGGUGGUUGGGGAUGCUCCAGAUCCAGAGAGAGAAGUAAAUGAUGGCGAGGAUGAAAGAGUAAGAGGACCACCUACGGAAGAGGACACGGAGCUUCCUGAGGAAGUCGACAGAGAC
Molecule: messenger RNA, 522 nt
Organism: Amoebophrya sp. A25
Lineage: Eukaryota; Dinophyceae; Syndiniales; Amoebophryaceae
Source: the annotation of a GenBank genome assembly